CAGAAAGAACAGACAAAAUGCAGGCAGGGCACAGGACAAAGCACUAGGGACAAAAUGUAUGUGAAAUGAAAAUGACAGUUUUUAAAAUUUUUAAAUUUGCCGUCAGUUCCGGCCCCCGUACGUCCCGACGCUCACAGGGACCGGUACACGGAAGCCGGUUGCCAGCAUCGGCCAGAGGAGAUGGCCGGGGACGCUGCAGGGGACGCAUCGUGGGAGCGCAGGACAAAGUAAGCGCUGCAGGGAAUCUCUAAGCAGCGCCGCAUGGUAUUCCCGAGUGUAGCUCGGGGUUACCGCUUUUGGUACUGAAA
Messenger RNA from Staurois parvus, 308 nucleotides. The record is from the annotation of a GenBank genome assembly. NCBI's taxonomy places the organism in Eukaryota, Metazoa, Chordata, Amphibia, Anura, Ranidae.